Molecule: messenger RNA, 330 nt
Organism: Protopolystoma xenopodis
Lineage: Eukaryota; Metazoa; Platyhelminthes; Monogenea; Polystomatidea; Polystomatidae
Source: the annotation of a GenBank genome assembly
UUGGCCGCCGGAGAUUACUUCGCCCUCUUUUGCCGUCCACAAGUCCGAGUCCGGCCUCCGCCCACCAAUCACAGCUUCGGGCCAUCAUUUCUCCGUUCGCCCAGUCUUGUCUCCUCCACCAUCCGUCCCUCUUUCUCAUACCCCCUAACCCCACCCUCAACCUCAACAGUAGCCAUUGCCGACUCUCGUGCAGUGGUCUCCGAACCUCCUUAUCCCCAUCACCACCUCCAGCCUCUUCACUCUCCCCCCUCUUUUGACAGGGCUCGGACAAGUCUACUAAUGCAUGGCAUUUGUUGUCUUGUAACCUCGGUGACCUGGGUCGCCGUCUGA